Molecule: messenger RNA, 4032 nt
Organism: Heteronotia binoei (common prickly gecko)
Lineage: Eukaryota; Metazoa; Chordata; Lepidosauria; Squamata; Gekkonidae
Gene: NOL6
Product: nucleolar protein 6
Biological process (GO): rRNA processing; tRNA export from nucleus
Cellular component (GO): UTP-C complex; CURI complex; small-subunit processome
Source: RefSeq, a predicted model, not a curated record
UUCGCACCGCGUUCUAGCAGCGCUUGAGGGAAGAAAAAAAAGUUCAAUAAAUUUUAUUUCAACAGCCUCGCUUCCGCGACGCCCACGCCUCCGUCGCCCGAGCAACCAAACCGCUCAGGCGCUGCAGUACCUAGGAGGAAACGCUUAAACCCAACCUGGGCGAACAGCGCUCUCUGAUUGGGCCAGAUCUACAGGGACACGCCCACUCCAGCAAGUUUCUUUGAGGCACAGACCGGAUGUAGAAGGGAAACCUGUAGGCGUGCUUGUGACCAAUAUGAGUUUUCUCCAAUCGGCGAGAGGAAUACGAUCGGAAGCGUGAUUCCUUUAUCCAAUCAGGAGGCGAGCUGGUCUCGGAUGCCGGAAGCGGAUGGAAGGGAGUUUGGAAGGUUGGAAUCAACGUGGGUUCUGCUGACUUCCAUCCGCGUGGAUAGAAAGAUGUCGGAAGACACCGAGAGAGAUGCGGCCAAGGAAUCUCCGGCCAAGAGAAGUAGACCCCGGGGGAAGAAAAGGGCGUCGACUUCCGAGGGCCUCUUGCAGCCGGUGAAGGUCAGCAAGGCAACUCUCUACAAGCCCCCGACCAGCGAAGAAAUGAGCCGGCUGAAGGAGACGGAGAACCUCUUCCAUUCCAAUCUCUUGCGCUUACAGAUUGAGGAGCUUCUGAAGGAGGUGACGCUCAAAGAAAAGAGGAAACGGAAGAUCGACGCCUUCUUGCACCACAUCAAUGACCUGCUGGCCAAAAUCCCAGAAACCGCUGAGACAGACAUUACUAACCAGUCCUGGCUCCCCAAGGGCGUGAAGGUGCCUCUCGUCCAGGUGCCUUUUGGUGUGAAGGGCCGCUUCCGUUUCCUGCCUCCUGUGUCGGUGAAAGUCGUGGGGAGUUACCUCCUGGGUACCUGCACCAAGCCCGCAGUCAACGUGGAUGUGGCGCUAACAAUGCCGAAGGAACUUUUCCAAGACAAGGACCACCUCAACCAACGCUACCACCGGAAGAGAGCCCUCUACUUGGCCCACAUCGCCCACCAUCUGGCGAAGGAACAGCUCUUUGGGAGCGUGAUGUUUGCCUAUGCCAACAGCAGCCAUCUCAAGCCGGUGGUGCUGUUGCAGCCCCAGGGGAAGGACGCCAAGGCAGUGACCGUCCGUCUCUACGCCUGCCCUCCCCAAGGCUUCUUCAAGCCCAGUCGUCUGUAUCCCAGCAAGAACAACGUCCGCACUGCUUGGUUCAUGGAGAAAGGAACACCUGUGGCAGGGGAAGCCGAGCCGCCCACCCCCCACUACAACAACUCCAUUCUGUGCGACCUGGUGAUGGAGUCCCACCUGCUGUUCCUCUCCGAGUCAGCCAGUGACUUCCCAGGCAUGCGGGACGGAGUGGCCCUCCUCAAAGUCUGGCUGCGCCAGCGGGAGCUGGAUCAGGGUUUCGGAUGCUACGGCUUCCUGGCCUCCAUGCUGGUGGCGUACCUGUUGUCCCGGCACCAGAUCAACAAAGCGAUGAGCGGCUACCAGGUGCUGAGAAACGCCCUUCAGUUCUUGGCCUCUACGGAUCUUACUACUUCUGGGAUUAGCCUUGCGAAGGAUGGAGACGGCUCACUGCCUACCCUGACCGACUUCCACAAAGCUUUCCAGGUGGUCUUCGUAGAUCCUUCCGGGCUGGUGAACUUGUGUGCCGAUAUGUCUGCCAGCAAGUACAGGCAGAUCCAGUUUGAAGCCAAGCAUUCCAUGGAAGUUCUGGAUGAUAAGACGGUGGAUGGAUUUCAGCUUUUGCUCAUGACUCGCAAGCCUUUGAUCCGAACAUUCGACCAUGUGUUCCACCUCAAGAAUCUCUCAAAGCUUCAGGCAGCCUGCAAGAAGAUGCAGCUUCUCCACGAACUUCUGGACCACGGCGGGAACUACAUUGCCGCAACUCUGCCUUUUCUCCUCCGCUUGCUGGAACACGGACUGGGCCAGAGAAUCCUGCUUCUGACCCACUCCCUCCCCCAAGUCCCUCCGUGGCCAAUCAACGCUGAACCUCCGAAGCACAAAGACAGCAGAUCCCUCUCGUUUGGGCUUUUGCUGAGCCCCGAUUUUGCGGCCAGCAUCUUGGAGAAGGGGCCAGAAGCUGAUCGUCCGGAGGCGGUGGAGUUCCGAAAGUUCUGGGGGGAGCGCUCAGAGCUGAGGCGUUUUCAAGAUGGCUCCAUCUGCGAGGCCGUUCUGUGGGACGCAGCCACCCAGAGCCAGAGGCGCCUCAUUCCAGAGCAGGUCAUUCGGCACCUCUUGCUGCUACACAUGGACAUUCCAGAAUCUGCCAUCUGCUAUACAGGCACACUGCUGGAGUCCGUGAUCAAAGUGGGAUCUGAGUCAGCAGGCACCGGAGAGGAGGCCAUGCUGGACGUCGUCCGCUCCUACGACGACCUGAGCCGCAAGCUGUGGAACUUGGAGGGGCUGCCGCUAACGGUGACGGCCGUGCAGGGGGCGCAUCCGGCACUCCGGUACACGGAUGUCUUCCCUCCAGUCCCCAUGAAACCGGAUUACGCCUACUAUGCCAGGAACACGGAGCGGGAGUCGCUGGUGCCAUUGGCGGAGAAGCCCUGCCCCGCUUAUAUCUCUCCAAUGAAAGUCUUGUGCCACAUGGAGGGGAGCGGCCAGUGGCCCCAAGACAAAGAAGCCCUCCGGCGGAUCAAGGCCGCCUUCCAGCUGCAGCUGGCGGAACUCCUGCACCGGCAACAUCAGCUGCUUUGCCGGCCCAGCCCCACCUACACGGACGUCUAUAAGGAUGGCUACGUCUUCCGCCUCCAAGUGACUUACUUCCGAGAGCCGCAGAUCUUGAAGGAAGUGAUCACCCCGGAGGGCAUGCUGAAGUACCAGGACACCAAGCAGUCCCUGCGGCUGGAACUGGAGACCCAUCACUUGCCCUUUCUGACCAGCACUCUUCAUGGCCUGCAGCAGCAGCACCCAGCUUUCGGGUCCACCUGCCGCCUUGCCAAGCGCUGGGUCAGCGCUCAGCUGCUGAGCGACAGCCUUUCGGAGGAGUGCGUGGAUUUGCUGGUGGCGUCCCUCUUCCUCUGCCCAGCACCUUACACGGCGCCCAGUUCUCCUCAGGUGGGCUUCCUUCGCUUCCUUCAUCUGCUGGCCACCUUCGACUGGAAGAAUAGCCCUCUCGUGGUCAACCUGAAUGCGGAACUCAAAGAUGAAGAUUAUGUGGAGAUCAGGAAUGACUUUGUGGCUGCCCGGCCUCGCCUCCCAGUCAUGUUUAUUGCCUCCCCUCAGGACCGUCAGAACUCGGUGUGGACUAAGGAGAGACCUUCUGCUCAGAUGCUGCUUCGGCUUCUGGUUCUGGCUCAGGAGUCUCUCCGGACGUUGGAGGAACAGCUGAUGGAUCCUUUGGGGAACCAGGAUGUGAAGAUGGUCUUCCGCCCCCCUCUGGACCUCUACGACGUGCUCAUCCACCUGAACCCCAAGCAGAUCCCAAGACACCUGCAGGCAGUGGACCGGCCAGUCACAUCGUUCAGCCGAGGGAUGCUAGCGCGGAACGCUGCGGUGAAGACCCUGGCCUUCCCAGUGGUGGAUUACGACCCCGUUCAACUGUACCUCCAGGAACUGCGGGAGGCCUUUGGCGAUCUUGCCUUGUUCUUCUACGACAAGCACGGAGGAGAGGUGAUCGGAGUCCUCUGGAAACCUUCCAGCUUUGAGCCGCAGCCCUUCAAGGUAUCCACCAUGAGCGGAAGAAUAAUGGCACCCAGCUCAGAGUCCCGGACCAUUCCCAAUGUGCCGGCUAUUUUAGAAGACUUUGAGAUUUUGGGAGAAGGACUGGUGAAAUCUGUGGAGGCUCGAACAGAGAAAUGGUCCAUCUAGAAUCUUCUAGGACUCCGUUACAUUCUGAGCUGCUCACUCAGUAGCUCAGGGUGUGGCUUGACUCAUAACAUUUCCCUUCAGAGUUCUCUUAUAAGAAAGGUAUUUUUAUUGCCCAAGGAACCUCUUGUAAUCCUGUUUCUCAUGUACAUUCACCUCUGACUUUCCUGAUAAAAAAAAAAAAAGACGUCGUUUUUACUGAAGAUAAAA